GUGAAAGAGAAGCCACGUGGAGUUCUCUGCACAUUCAUAGUCCUGGGCCCUUUUCAUUUGUACCUACCACCUGCUCUGCUGCACUGAGGCCUCACACACAGGUGUGCCUCUUAUGGCCAGCGUACCAUAUGCAGUGUCCAUGCUGCUUCUGCUGGCGCUCUACUCUCCAGUGGUGUCCUCUGCUCCUGCCCUUCACCUGUGCGGCUCCCACCUGGUGGACGCCCUCUACUUCGUAUGUGGGGAGCUGGGCUUUUUCUACAGUCCAAACCGACCUCAUAAGCGAGAUCUUGAAGAGAUGCUCGGGUUCCUGUCUAAAAGGGAGCAGCGGCCGUGGAGGGCUAAUUCUGGCCACAAGGAGCUAAAGGUGAAGAGAGGCAUCGUGGAGCAGUGCUGCCAUAAGCCGUGUAGCGUUUACCACCUUGAGGGCUACUGCAACUGACCCAUCUCUCCACAACUACCACCACUCAUAGCUUGUAAAAAGUCCAUUUGUGGACCCGAUACUCGCUGGCUAUGUCUUAUCAACUAAAG
Molecule: messenger RNA, 528 nt
Organism: Eleginops maclovinus (Patagonian blennie)
Lineage: Eukaryota; Metazoa; Chordata; Actinopteri; Perciformes; Eleginopidae
Gene: insb
Product: preproinsulin b
Exons: 3
Coding region: 113-439 (108 amino acids)
Cellular component (GO): extracellular region
Molecular function (GO): hormone activity
Source: RefSeq, a predicted model, not a curated record